Pyricularia pennisetigena is the source of this 1533-nucleotide messenger RNA. RefSeq lists its product as uncharacterized. The transcript has 3 exons. Lineage: Eukaryota; Fungi; Ascomycota; Sordariomycetes; Magnaporthales; Pyriculariaceae. The coding region runs from base 1 to 1533 and encodes 510 amino acids. The record is from RefSeq and is a predicted model, not a curated record.
AUGUCUGCAGACGACCAAGUUUUUCUCGACGUUCUGUCCUCUAUUCCCAACGAAGUCCGUCGAUACUCGGGCGACGUCGCCGAUUACAUCGACAAGCACGUCGAACAUUUGGCUGGGCAGCUACGCACACAGCUCUCGUCGGCCCAAUGGAUCCCCGAGUCUGUCCGGCCGCGCCCGCCCCCGUCGCGUUUUUCCGCACAGAUGGUGCCACAGUCUACGUACGAAAAGGUUGAAGACUGGGUUUCCAGACACAAGCUGCUGACGGGCUUGAUCGUGCUUGCCACGGGCACUGUCAUGUACCAGUGCUACCGGCGCAGCCACUUUUGCCGCAAGACGCGACGGGCGAAGCGUGCCCGUAACGGCGGCCGCUUGGAGGUCGUUGUGGUUGCGGGCAAACCUAGUUUGCCGCUGACCAAGGCGCUCGCGCUGGACUUGGAGAGGAGAGGCCACAUCGUUUACAUUGUUUGCAACUCGGUCGAAGAUGAGGCCAUGGUGCGCAACUUGUCGAGGUUGGACAUAAAACCUUUGUCUAUCGACAUUACAGAUCCUCCGAGCGCAGGGGCUUCGAUCGACCAUUUUGCCCAAUAUCUCCAAACACCCCAUGCACCCGUAUCCAAAGCGAAAGCCAACUACCUAACUCUCAAAGCGGUCAUCCUCGUACCAUCUCUCAGCUAUCAGACCUCCCCCAUCGCCACUAUACCACCAUCAAGCUUUGCCGACCUCUUCAACACCCACCUCCUUCACCCCAUCCUCACCAUACAGGCUUUCCUGCCCCUUCUGACAGCGCGACUAUCGACGCAACCACCAGAACCAGAGAUCGGCCCGGAUGGAAAGGUAUCAAAGACCAGCAGCCACUCCCCUCCAAAGGUCCUCGUAUUCACUCCGUCCAUCAUCUCCUCCAUCAACCCGCCCUUCCACGCCCCGGAGGCCACAGUCUGCUCCGCUCUGUCGGCCUUCACCGAGGUUCUGACGGCAGAGCUCCGUCCGCUCUCAAUCCCCGUCACGCACGUGCAACUGGGGACGUUUGACUUUGCCAGCUUCACGCCGUCGGCGCAAGCCGGAGCGGCGGCCACGGCGCGUGCUGCUCUGAUGCCACCAUCGUCGGACAGCUCAUCCGAGGCGUCCUGGCCCGAGGGGGCGCGCCACGCCUACGGCCGCAACUUCAACGCCCUAGCCGGCUCCGCGACCGUCGGCUCCGGCACCGUCUUCCGCGGCCUGCGCGGCACCUCGUUGAGGGAACUCCACAACACCGUCUUUGACAUUAUUCACACCGCGGGAGGCGCGCAGCCGCCGACGCUGGUGCGCGUCGGUCUCGGCGCUGACCUCUACGGCUUUGUCGGUCGCUGGGUACCGCGCGGGUUGGUGGCAUGGAUGAUGGGCGUGAGAAAGGUCGACGACCUCGCGGCAUGGCAACCCGCUUCGGCGGAGAACUCUCCAAGGUCUGGGAGCGAGAACGGUGACUUUAUCGCCGUGUCCGGGAGCACACUGGGUGGCGAGGCCACUGACUCCAACCCUUGGAGAGCCCCGGUAUAG